AUGUCCGAACUUUUAAAAAAUUCAAGCGAGCUAAAGUCUCUCCUCCUGGGUCUCCAGAUUUUCAAGUUUUGUGAAGUCUCCAUUGAUACGGAGAAGUAUUCCAGUCGUUCUGACGCCUACAAUGUUAAUAUUUUUGUGGAAGAAAAAAAACCACAGGCACUUAAAGCCCAGUGGACUGUGAAUACUGACGGCUCCAUGCGCCUGGGUGGCUCUUUCGCACUACUUAACAUGUUUCACAGAGCCGAGCGUUUGGAGAUCGAAGGAAAUCCCGUCCAGAACAACGCUUCUGUCAAAGUGAGUUUCGGUGGUUCGGAUGGCACCUACGAUCAUUGGUGGUCAAAAUUUCUUCGGAACGAGAGUACUAUUUUUGCUGAAGUUGCUUCGCCUUCUCGGUUUGGUCUCCAUAAAUUGCAUUGGAGCAAUGUCUGGAGAGAAAUUGAGCCUUCAUCGUCUUCAUGUCCCACGACACCGUUUAACGUACGGCUAGAGAGCGGACCGUCGCUGAAGACGAACUUCCGUCACCAAUUCGAGUUUGACAGUCGCUCGGAUCGUAUCUUCCCGGAUGACGGGGCGCUGUUUCGUCUGACGCAGGAAAUUUCUUUCAUCAGCCCUGCGCCCCCACGCGGAGCCAUCGGUCUGGAGGCUGCUUCGCCAACUCCUGUUGGGCAAGUCGUCUAG
Molecule: messenger RNA, 678 nt
Organism: Mesocestoides corti
Lineage: Eukaryota; Metazoa; Platyhelminthes; Cestoda; Cyclophyllidea; Mesocestoididae
Source: the annotation of a GenBank genome assembly